This is a messenger RNA of Aspergillus candidus, 3864 nucleotides long. RefSeq names its product CeGAL family transcription factor (gene farA). Lineage: Eukaryota; Fungi; Ascomycota; Eurotiomycetes; Eurotiales; Aspergillaceae. The transcript has 10 exons. Gene Ontology annotation, biological process: DNA-templated transcription; regulation of DNA-templated transcription. Gene Ontology annotation, molecular function: DNA-binding transcription factor activity, RNA polymerase II-specific; DNA binding; zinc ion binding. Bases 715 to 3477 code for a protein of 920 amino acids. The record is from RefSeq and is a predicted model, not a curated record.
CUCUCAUCCAUCCCGGUCCUUUUUCUCCUCUUCUUCCCCUCUUCCUCCUAACUCAACCUCUUGUCGCCAUCUCCGCUCUCCCUGCAUCCUUCCUUCGCUCCAUUGUUCCCUGCACUCUCCACCCCGGAACUUGAACCUUCUCCAGGUCGCGAUAGGUUCCUUACCCACUGCCCGUCGUUCCAGAUUACUUCAACAGACAGGGGGGAAAUUCAAAAAUCAAACUAAAAAAACGAUCGCGAAUCACAAAAGGUGAUAAACAAGAAAAACAGAAAGAAAAAAAAAUUUUAUCACAAUAAUAAAUUACCCAAGAUCAAAAGAACUCGACAGUAGAAGAAAAGACAAAAGGCUGAAAAAGAACGAGGAAAAGAAGUCAACCAACCACCACUCCUUCAAUUUCGCUUCCUUGUAUUAUUUUUCCUCUUCUUUCCACCAUCUACCUGUGUGCUGCACCUCAUUUCUUCGGCAUUCUCAUCUCUUCGACGACUUCUGACAUCUGUCACUUUUCCUACUUAUAAAUCAUUGUUUUUUUUUUUAUCCAUCCAUUGAUUUUCUUUUUUGACCCUUUUGUUAUUUUACCCUGUUGGAACGUGUCGUGACGCUACCCAAAUUGCGCCCCCUCCCUCUCACUCUCUCUCCCCCCCGCAAUCCUUUUAAUAAACGAUCGCUCUCGUCUCCUCCCCGAUUUCGACUUCUCUGGAUGGAUACCUUUUGGCCAUGAGCACAACAGGCGACGUUACCAACGAUUUUACAACUUCACGACCCAGCCCGGCUCCGAGUACUGCGGGCUCGACCGGAACUUCAGGAAUUACCGUGCGCACCGGUUCCAACGGCCAGAUGAGUUUUCGAAGACAGCGUGCGUCGCGUGCGUGUGAGACUUGCCAUGCACGCAAGGUUCGUUGCGACGCUGCCAGUUUGGGUGUUCCGUGCACCAACUGUGUAGCCUUCUCCAUCGAAUGUAAAAUCCCCACGCCGAAACGCAAGAAAAACCAGAACAAGUCCAAGGAAACACCGGGCAGCGGAAGUGACGAGCGCAGCGAUAAACCUCCGAGUCAACGGGAACUGUCUGAGGCCCCCCCGGGUGCCAAGGAUGCUUUUGGUUAUCCCAACAAUCAAAUGGCCGUCGACGGGAUUCCCUCUACCACCCCCCUCCCCGAAGCGCAGGCCGCCCCGGAGGAUCCCAAGAAUUCCACUUACGCCCAGUUCAUGAAGCCCAAGUUUGCCCGUGCCCCGAUCAAGGAGGCCGGGCGGGUCGCGUAUCUCGGCGAGUCGUCCAAUCUGUCCCUGCUAGUGCAGGACCGCCAUGGCACCACCGACGUCGUCCACUAUCCGCUGCCGCCCAACAUUCGCGGGUCCCGCGCUCGGUUGACCGACUUGGAUAACCUGGAGCUGGACAUCCUCCACCAACGGGGCGCCUUCUUGCUCCCGCCCAAGCCCCUGUGCGAUGAACUGGUGGAUGCCUACUUCAAGUGGGUGGCGCCCGUCGUACCCAUCAUCAAUCGCAGCCGCUUUAUGCGCCACUACCGGGACCCCAGGAAUCCGCCGUCCCUGCUGCUCCUCCAAGCCAUUCUCCUGGCCGGAUCCAGGGUCUGCACCAACCCCCAGCUCAUGGAUGCCAACGGCUCGACGACCCCCGCCGCCAUGACCUUCUACAAGCGGGCCAAGGCGUUGUAUGAUGCCAACUACGAAGAUGACCGUGUCACGAUCGUGCAAGCAUUGGUUCUCCUGGGCUGGUACUGGGAAGGGCCUGAAGACGUGACCAAGAACGUAUUCUACUGGACUCGGGUGGCCAUGGUGGUGGCUCAAGGGUCGGGCAUGCAUCGAAGCGUCGAAUCCUCCCAACUCAUCAAGCCCGACAAGAGGCUGUGGAAGCGAAUCUGGUGGACCCUCUUCACGCGCGACCGAUCCGUGGCGGUCGCCUUAGGACGACCGAUCGGCAUCAAUAUGGAUGACUCCGAUGUGGGCAUGUUGACCGAAGACGACUUCAUUGAGGAUGAAAUUGAUAUCGCGGCCGAGUACCCCCCGGAACCCGUCCACGUCCAAUUCUUCCUCCAGUACGUCAAACUUUGCGAGAUCAUGGGCCUGGUUCUCUCGCAGCAAUACUCCGUGGCCUCCAAGUCCCGACGCAUGAAUGCGAUGGACCUGACCCAUUCGGAUAUGGCCUUGGCGGACUGGCUUCAGAACUGCCCCAAGGAGGUGUGUUGGCAACGCCAGCGGCAUCAUUUCUGGGCCGGUCUGCUUCAUGCAAACUACUAUACGACUCUUUGUUUACUACAUCGCGCGCACAUGCCUCCGGCGUCGUCGGUCCCGAGUAGCUACCGCGUCGAGGAGAUGGCAUACCCCUCGCGUACCAUUGCAUUCCAAGCGGCGGGGAUGAUCACAUCGAUUGUUGAGAACCUCCAGACGCACAAAGAAAUCCGAUAUACACCUGCGUUCAUUGUAUAUAGUCUGUUCUCCGCCCUGAUCAUGCAUGUCUACCAAAUGCGAUCCUCCGUUCCCUCCGUCGUCGCCACCUGUCAGGAGCGAAUCAACAUCUGCAUGCAGGCGCUCAAAGAUGUCUCCAAGGUGUGGCUGGUGGCCAAGAUGGUUCACACCCUGUUUGAGUCUAUCUUAGGCAAUAAGGUGCUGGAGGAGCGACUCCAGAAGGCCGCGGGCCGGCGGCAUCAGCGAGUGCGGCCGGACAUGGCCCAUCAGCAGUUGGCGCGGAAGCCGGAGCCGCCGAAGCGAAAGUUCGACGAGAUGGACAUCGGUCUGCCGAACGGAGGGCCCACGCCGCCGGUCUCAUACGAGCGAUCACGACCUCAGACACCCGCCGCUACCCCGUCCCGAGAGAUGGGACAGCCGGGCCUGAGCGUACCGCACGGGUCCCCGCUGGGUCCCCGCGAAGGCAACUCGCGGUCCAACACCCGGCCCACGACGCCGUUCAACAACCAAUUCUCGCUUCCCGCAACACCACCCGACUUGUUCCUCGUGACGCGGACGUCGCCGAAUCUCUCCCCUUCGCUGUGGGAGAACUUCCAGCCCGACCAGCUGUUCCCGGAUGGGACGGCCAUCUUCCCGGAGCUCACCUCCCCCCCGAGCGCCACCGUCGACCCCCAGCUGCACAUGCACCCACACCUCCAGAAUCCUGCGAUGGACCAGCGACCGAUGAUGCCACACCAGUUGCCGACUCGCAGUCUGUCGACCUCGGGGCCGGCAGGGGCCCAGGGCAGCCCCGAACUGCUCUCGAGCAUGCCACCGGGCAUCAGUCUCCAGGGGCAGCAACCCCAGCCGAUGUUCGGGAUGGAGAACCAACAGGCCUGGCCCAUGCACGGGCUGGAUGCGCCCCUGGGCGGGACGGCGACCAUGGACCACACGAGCCCGGAUGAUAACUGGAGCAGCAGCUCGCGCAGCGGGCCCACGGCACCGACGACGUUGAACGUCGAAGAUUGGUUUCAAUUCUUCGGGAUCAACGGUAGCUUUGGUGAAAUGGCCACCUAAGCGUGGACCUGGCGUGGGGCGUGCUCUUUUGUUCUUUAUAGUCGGGAAGGCGAUCGAUUUCCGUUUCAGAUACUCCCAUUCGCCUUGCUUGUGUUAUCCUACCUUAUUUCAGAUUUAUUUUUUACUGUCUCACCUGCCUUUCUAUCUUGACUUCUUUCUUCGCGUUCUGGGUUCAUAGCCAUUCUUUCUGGCAUGUCAUGCGAGGGCUCUACAUGGUUGAUUUAUACGGAAGCACUGCCAGAUGUUGGGGCAGGGCCGUCGUCAGGCGUAUGGGCUAGGGGUGAUGCCAUGGGAUAGCGAGUUGAUUGCACAUGCAUAAUGAUGAAUAGCCGGGCAUACUGCGGUUCUUGUAUAUAGAAAUAUGAAUGCAUUUCGUGCAUUUCUCUA